Molecule: messenger RNA, 1095 nt
Organism: Closterium sp. NIES-65
Lineage: Eukaryota; Viridiplantae; Streptophyta; Zygnematophyceae; Desmidiales; Closteriaceae
Source: the annotation of a GenBank genome assembly
AUGUCUAGUCAGCGUCUUGUCCUAGGCCUCCCACGUGUCUUGCCGUCGCUGCCGCCUUCGCUUGCGCCGCCGUGUCGUCCCUGCGUCGAGGGUAGGCUGCCCGCCACCCCUCACUCCUCCUCCCUUCGUCCGGCCACCGAGCCUUUUGAGACGCUUCACUUGGACGUCUGGGGCCCCGCCCCUCGUCUAGGCCCUGAGCGUGAGCGUUACUUUCUGGUGGUCGUUGACGACUUCUCCCGCUACACCACAGUGUUCCCUCUGGCGAAGAAGUCUGAGGUGACUUCUACGCUGAUCAGGUGGUUGCUCACCACCGAGGACACUCGUGGUCGUCGUGUCAGCUGUCUCCACUCCGACCGUGGGGGUGAGUUUCGCUCCGGCAUUCUCGCUGGAUUCUGUCGCGAGCAGGGCAUUCGUCAGUCCUGGACGCUUCCAGAGUCCCCACAGCAGAAUGGGGUUGCUGAGCGCCGCAUAGGCCUGGUCAUGGAGAUCGCCCGCACCUCCCUGACUCACGCCUGUGCCCCCCAUUUUCUGUGGCCCUACGCGGUCAGGUACGCCGCGCACCAGCUGAACCUCUGGCCACGUGUCUCUCGACCAGAGGUUUCACCGACCAGUCUUUGGACAGGGUCCCCUGGUGUUGCGUCGCGGUUUCGUGUCUGGGGGUGCUUGGCUCUUGUCCGCGACACCUCCGCGGACAAGCUCUCGCCUCGUGCCGUCCCCUGUGUCUUCCUUGGUUUCCGUGAGGACUCCUCUGACUUCACCUUUUACCACCCUCCCUCUCACCGGUUCUUUGACUCCCGUGACGUCCGUUUCGAGGAGUCCACUCCGUACUACGUCAGGUACCCCAGUCGAGGUGUGUCCCAGGCUACCCCUCCUCCUUCGGUAGCCCCUCCGGUACAGCCUCCCUCCCCACAGUCCUCCUCGCAGCGUGCCGCUGGUGCUAGCUCUCGAGAGGUUGGUGCUGCGCCUGUUCCUGUACCGGUUUCUGGUUCUGGGGGUGCUGGUGUUGGAGCUGGUGUUGGAGCUGUAGGUGGAGCUGGUGUUGGAGCAGGAGGUGGAGCUGGAGGAGGCACUGGAGGUUCGCCAGGCCCCUCGUGA